AUGGCAGAUGUUUCAGGAAAUUUAAGUUCUACCCUAACAGACGAUGCUGUUCUGCAUGACAACGCAAACAACACGCCGCACACCACUCAUCCCGAUGCACUGGUUUUCUGGAAGACGAUUCCACCUGUCUUAAUUUGUUGUGGCACAAUCGGAAACAUACUGACUCUCGUAGUCCUUACCCAGAAGUCCAUGCGGAGGUCGCCUAUGACGUCAUACCUGAUCAUCUUGGCGGUUUUUGAUAUUUUAGCUCUACACACAGGGUUGUUACGACAAUGGGUUAUUUACUAUUUUGACGUAGAUAUCAGAGACAGCCACGUGAGUGUGUGUAAAAUACAUCCCGUUCUCGUCUACUUCUCGUUAGAUAUGUCGGCUUGGAUUUUGGUGUGUAUGACAGUGGAACGGACAGUGUCCGUGUUACAGCCACACAAAGUUAAAGUUCUGUUUUCUUCAAAGACAAGCCGCGCUCUGAUAUCCAUCGUUGGCGUUGUGCUAUUCGCAAUAAACGGCCAUUUUCUUUACGGCAACGAUAUUACUGAGACCCUUGUAAACAACGGGACAGUUUCAAAAUGCACAAACCAGUUGAUAAAACAAUACUUCUUCUUUCUCAAAGAUGUAUUUCCAUGGAUAGAUUUAACUAUGUUUUGUGUCCUCCCACUUAUUGUUCAAGUUACUGGAAAUAUUUUAAUUAUCACCAAACUCGUCUCAAAAACUCGAAAGAUGAAUAAGACUCUGACAAACGUCCAGGUGGCGGAAAACCGGAAACGUCAAUUCUCCUCCAUGACCAUCAUGUUACUGACCUUGAACUUCAUGUUUCUGAUCUGCACUCUACCGAUCUCCGUAUACUUGGUGUUCGAGGGAAUCUGGGACUCUAAUAAGGUUGACUACAAAUCCAAUACUACGGACCUGGUGUAUGCGACCACCUCUUCUUUGAUGUACGCAAACAACACGUUUAAUUUUGUGUUCUACUGUUUGUGCGGCAGGCGAUUCAGGACUGAACUGAGGAACCUAUUUGAGAGGAAAACAUCGAGAUCGAGCUUUCUAGAGACGAGUUUUACCAUUUCCCGCAGUGAACUCAACAGCAGCAAUUAUGGCAAUUCAAACACAGCAGCGUUCACAAUGUCUGUAGAAUAACUUACUUGAUGGAAUAGUAUUUUGAGCAAGCGAGCGAGCGAGCGAGCGAGAGAGAG
This is a messenger RNA of Gigantopelta aegis, 1187 nucleotides long. Its product is annotated as lysophosphatidic acid receptor 6-like. NCBI's taxonomy places the organism in Eukaryota, Metazoa, Mollusca, Gastropoda, Neomphalida, Peltospiridae. The record is from RefSeq and is a predicted model, not a curated record. Gene Ontology annotation, cellular component: plasma membrane. Gene Ontology annotation, molecular function: G protein-coupled receptor activity. The transcript has a single exon. Gene Ontology annotation, biological process: G protein-coupled receptor signaling pathway. The coding region runs from base 1 to 1131 and encodes 376 amino acids.